CCGUAAUCACAGAUAUAUUGUACUUGGUGAAUCUAAAAUUUGAUAUCGAUGAAAAAAUAUAAUGGGAGCUGCGAUGCCUUAAGAAUACUACCUAUUAUAGAGAUAGUUGUGCGAGGGAGACGAUGAAGAUUGUUACAUACAAUGUAAAUGGACUUCGCCCGCGCAUACGUUUUCAUGGCUCCCUCGCCAAAUUCCUUAAUUCCCUCAACGCGGAGAUCAUAUGCCUCCAGGAAACAAAAUUGUCAAGGAAAGAACUUUCAAUAGAUAUAGCUAUGGCAGAGGGAUAUGAAUCUUUUUUUUCAUGCACACGUACAACAUGUCGGGGGAGGGUUGGCUACUCAGGUGUUGCAACAUUUUGCAAAGUAAAUAAGGCAUUUUCAAGUACAGAAGUCACUUUGCCGCUCGCAGUAGAGGAGGGAUUCACUGGUCUGGUAAAUUGCGCAAGGUUGGGGGAAACUAAUGCAGCUGUUAGUGGAAUUAGUAAUUAUGAAGUUGAGAAAGGACCAGAGGGCCUUACAAGACAGGAACUACUGAAGCUUGACAGUGAAGGUCGUUGUAUUAUCACAGAUCAUGGACACUUUGUCCUGUUUAAUAUUUAUGGGCCAUUUGCUGCGAGCGAUGAUUCAGAACGUUUUCAAUUCAAGCUGUAUUUCUUUAAGGUGUUGCAGAGAAGGUUUCAAGCUUUUCUAGGUCAAGGAAGGAGGGUGAUUAUUGCGGGUGAUCUGAAUAUUGCACCUUUUAGUAUUGACUCCUGUGACCCAGGACCACAUUUUGAAGAAAAUAUGUGUAGGAAGUGGUUGAGGAUGUUACUGAAUGAUGGAGGACCCUUUACUGAUGCAUUUAGGAAAUUUCAUCCAUACAGGAAGGAAGCAUACACUUGCUGGGCACAAGUUACAGGUGCUGAGGAAUUUAACUAUGGCACAAGAAUUGAUCUCAUUCUUGUGGCCGGACCAUGCCUACAUCAAGAAGCUAAUUCAAAGCGUCAUAAUUUUAUUAAUUGCCAUAUUGAAGAAUGUGAUAUAUUGAGCUAUUUCAAGCGCAAUAAGCCAGACAAAACACCAAAAUGGCAAGGGGGGAGAAGUCUUAAACUCGAAGGUUCUGACCAUGCUCCUGUUUAUAUCACAAUUAGUGAAAUGCCAGAUGUUGCAAUUCAUGAUGUUCCAGCUCUUGCAGCUCGAUAUAUGCCUGAGCUUAGUGGACGGCAACAAAGUAUUUUGUCACUUCUUCAAAAGAGACAGGUAGCAGAAAUUGGUCUCUCUGUUGUAUCAGAUUUUUCUUCUAGAAAGAAAUGCCGAGAGAAAAGUUCUGAAAGAGAAAUCAAUGUAUCUGCUGAUGAAAGCAAAAAACCAGAAGUACCUUUAUGCAAUAUGUCUGCUACAGAUUACUGUGAACCAUCAUUAGCUUUAAUUCAACAGCCCUCUUCAGAGUUCUCUGAAGAAAACAAGUUCUUCAAAAAUCAUUGCCUUUCAGUUUCAAAGGAUUCCCUGAAAAGUGCAUGGUUUGAUUGCAUUGAAGCAAAGAGAAAACAGCUCCCUAUGAAUCAAAACAGGCAAACAGUCCGUCAAAAAAAAAAGAAUGAAAGUGAAGCUCGUCAGUGCACCUUAUGGAGUUUUUUUCCAGUGAACUCAACAAAGGCAUCAAAAGAUAGCAGUUAUAUGAUAUGUGAAGAAGUAUAUAAAUCAGAAACCGAUCAAAAUACACAAAGAGGAAACAUUGUUUCUGAAACAGAAACCGCUGAAAUGAAAGAACUAAAUCUUCCCACAGAUCAGAGUGGUAUUCAACAUUCCCAAUAUAAUAUGAACUGUAACCAAGAUGGUGAAAAGGACAAGAUUAGUGUCUCAAAGAGUGUGUGGGAAGAAGAAAAAACUGCACAGUAUCUGGAACCAAUUAUAUUAGGGGGGAAGGAUAAGGUCAAAACUGCAGCUCUGGAAUGGCAGAAGAUUCAGAAUCUGAUGACUAGCAGUGUGCCUCUUUGCGAAGGCCAUGGUGAGCCUUGUGUUGCUCGUGUUGUAAAGAAAGCAGGCCCAAACAUUGGUCGUGGAUUUUAUGUGUGUGCCCGUGCUAAGGGGCCCGAGUCAAAUCCAGAAACACGUUGCAAACACUUCGAGUGGUCUUCCAUGAAGGGAAAGAGUAAAGGAAGAUGAUUUUUUAUUGGGAAGUAUACUUUUUUGGUGAACUUUUGGGUAGGUUCUCUUUUAGUUGAUGAGAGAAUAUUUUGAAUAUUGAAGGUUUUAGAAACGAUUUGAAUGAUGAGAAUCAUCAGAUUAUGUAUCAAAGUCAAAUCUGAACAUGCUUCUUUUAUACAAGGGACUCUCAACCUCCACACUUUUCUAGUUCUGUACUAAAGAUUAUUAAAAAAUGUUGUAGAAAAAUGAAUAACACCAUUUUUGGAUAUUUA
This is a messenger RNA of Cryptomeria japonica (Japanese cedar), 2398 nucleotides long. Its product is annotated as DNA-(apurinic or apyrimidinic site) endonuclease 2. Bases 123 to 2144 code for a protein of 673 amino acids. Gene Ontology annotation, biological process: base-excision repair. The record is from RefSeq and is a predicted model, not a curated record. Gene Ontology annotation, cellular component: nucleus. The transcript has 10 exons. NCBI's taxonomy places the organism in Eukaryota, Viridiplantae, Streptophyta, Pinopsida, Cupressales, Cupressaceae. Gene Ontology annotation, molecular function: zinc ion binding; double-stranded DNA 3'-5' DNA exonuclease activity; DNA-(apurinic or apyrimidinic site) endonuclease activity.